AGGCAUAAUUGCCGCCAAAGUAGUGAAAGUUCCACGAACCAUGCUAAGGUCAGCAAGGUAACCUUGGUACGGAUUGCUUUUCUAAAUGACACGGAUUUAAAUCGCUUUGAUCCGAGGAAGUUGUUUAUUUGUUCCUGUUUUGAAUAUUUCUCUCAAGGUAUACACCGUCACGUUUCAGUAUUUUCGCUCAUUAUGGAAAUCUAAUUUACCUAGUUGAUUUGUUCGAUCGCCGCCAUUUCGUUUGUGCUAGCGCGUGAUCGAUGAAAGGGAUAACCACUAUGCUAAGAGGAAAAUCGUUAAUUUCCUUGAUUAAACCAACCGGUAACGUGUCAAAGUUCAACCGGUAACAACCUUCAAAGUGUUCUUUGAUCCGAAAGAUCAGCGAUUUUCGAGGUUGGGAAACAAAAAACAAACAAACUUCCUUAAUAUCCUCUCUUCACUUCCUUUGAAUUUGUAAACUGGUCGUCUGAGGUAAAGGAACAUCAUCAUGUUGGUUUCAAACAGCGGCGAGCAGUCGUUCAAGAAUCGUUGCUUCGGCAAGAAGCGAAAGUUCAAGUUCUUGUCGAAGAUGACCCACUCAAGUAUGGCGUCCCCCUAUGAGAGAAUGGACGAUGACGUCAGGGAGGUCAAGAAGAUGAAAAAGAAGAAGGUUAAGAAGCUAGAUGAGGAAUGUAAAGAUAAAGAGAAUGUUGAGAUAAAGGAUAAGAAAUCGAAGAGAAAAACAUGGAAACUGAUUCGCAGUGCAACCUUAACCACCUGUCGCUAUAUCGGAAUGGGUGUUGCUCACAUGAGUCCAGUCGCUUCCUAUGGAUCUCCUGAUUAUUGUGUUGAUCCAAAAACUUGGAAUAAAUCUUUCAACAGAAGCGUAAAGAACAUGCCACCUCAUCACCAAACUGGCCACUGGACCAACACCAUGAUGUUCUCAAGUUGGUGAAGUCAACGGCAAAGUUAGAAACUAUAAGCCCAAGAAUAUUCAUACAUAUGCUCUACUUUAAGUGAUCAACAGCUUUAUGGUUCAUGUGGAACUGCUUGUGCUCUAAUCAGCGCAGCUAUCAAAAACUCAAAACGUGCUCUUGAUGGCAUGUAUCUUGACGGCAUGUAUAUCCACAUGAACAGUGUUAUCUAGUCUGAGGGAAAGUUGCUCAUUGAAUCAAAAUGAGUGAUUUUUUUAAAACUUUCUUUGCUUUCAUUUUUUAAUUUUUUUAAAAAAAAAAUUGAUGUACGUUUAUUUUGUAAUGUUGAGUGUUGUGUUUGUAUUUUAAAUGAGUGCUGUAAUUUAGCUUCAAAAGCUUUAAUCUCUUGUAAAUAGUGAAUAUAGCAUAAAAAACCUGAAAAAGCACGCUAACGCUAUACAGUGGUUUCGGUUCUAUAAUGAAGAAUCUUCAUCAGAGACCAAAGACAAAAAUAAUACAGCUUCUAAGUUUGGACGCUGGUGAAAGUUCUUAAGAAGAUUAACUUUCAUCAGAGACCAAAUACAGAAAUAACACAGAUUAUAGGUGUGGACACUGUUGAUGGUUCUUCAUUGUAGGUUAUUCGGAACCAUAUUACAUAUGUUUAUGUAAUAUAAAAAUAGUAUUUGUGUUUUUUUUUUUUUGAAGAAAAAAAGAAUUUUAGAUUUAUUUAAACACAGCAAACACAAAGUUAACCCUAUCUUCAAAUAGAUCUUCUAAAGAGUGUUGAUUUUUUAAUUAUUUAAUCUUAUAUUUCUUUUCUUAAAAUGCCUAUUUCUUAUUGAAUUAUAAAAUUCUUUUGGUAGAAAAUGAACUUAAGAAUAUAUUCUAAAAGUAUGCUAUAAGCUAUAAAGGGCUUUGGAAAAAUUAUUUUUAAAAACAUUGUGCAAAAUAAUUAAAAGUUUAUAAUGCUUUGUAAAUUAGGAAGUUACGUAAUUAAUUGUUAUAAUAAUCCAGUUUUCUGGAAUCUAUAGCUUAUUUUAUACAAACUUAUUGUAUAAAGAAUUAUUAAACAUAUACUCUAGAUAGUUCUAAAUAAUAAAAAUACUUAAGGAAAUUAUUUUUCUGAUAUUAUUUAUUUAUUUCAUGGAAUGUUUUUAGUAGUUAAAAAAUAUUCUCAUGAUACUCUUCAGGGAAAGAUAAAAAAAAUUAUGCUAUAUUAAAAAAGAGUUUGAGCUAAAAAAAGAAGAAAUGUUAAAAAAAAUCAUGUGAUAUAAAUGCACCUAUAAUUAUCACAUAAUUUUUUAUGUAAAGAAACUAUGAAUUUUAUGAUACCGUUUACUUAAAAAAAAUUUUUUUUAACUGUAGAUCAAAUUAAAAACUAUUUGUAUUUUUAUUAUUAGGAAAAAAAUACCUUAAACCACUUAUUAUCUGAAGAUUUUUAUAUAUUUUCUCUAUUUAAUUGAUUUUUAAACAAAUUUAUUUAUUGUUAAACUGAUAUUAAACAGCUUUAACGAGAUCACGUAUAUUAAAAAGUUCAUAAUAAUAAAUGAUAUUAAACUUUUAUAAAAAUAUUUUAGUCCUGUUUUGCAAAAGGAUUAUGAUCAUUUUAAAAUCCUUAUCUCUUGAUUUUAAAUAUCCUUUACUAGAUGCAUAAUAAUAGGAAUCGGUGAAUUAAGUGGUUUGUAUAUUGAAAACCUAUUUGACCUUAAAAGUAUUACAAUUAUUUUAAAGAGUUUAUCACUUAGUUUGAGUAUAGUUGAUUAUAAGCUGGAGUUUCAAGGUUUGGAGUGCAUAAAACUCUAUUGAAACUGAAUAAUUGAAUUGUUCCUAUUUUUAAUUGUAUAAUUUUGUUUAAAAUAAAUACAAUUUAUUAUUAUCAAGAUAAUUAUUUGCGACUGGUUUGUGUUGAUUUUUUAAAAAAUUUUCUGAAAUGGUUUAAAAAUAUAUGUAUAAAAGGAAUGAAAAUAUAUAAUUUUGUCUUCAAUCACUAUUUUUUUUCAAACUAUUUGUGGCAAUUAUUAAUUAAUUUCAUAUUAUUUUAUUUUCAUGAAAUUUUUACUUUCUUAAUUUUUUUAUAUAAUCAUUAAUGUUGUAGGGAGAUGAUUUCAUUUCGUUUAGUGUAUUAUUCAGCAUUGUUGUAAAUAUGCUUGUAAUUUUUUAAUAAAGAUUUUAUGUUCUUUUU
Parasteatoda tepidariorum (common house spider) is the source of this 3075-nucleotide messenger RNA. RefSeq lists its product as uncharacterized. The record is from RefSeq and is a predicted model, not a curated record. NCBI's taxonomy places the organism in Eukaryota, Metazoa, Arthropoda, Arachnida, Araneae, Theridiidae.